This is a messenger RNA of Populus euphratica (Euphrates poplar), 962 nucleotides long. RefSeq names its product protein LURP-one-related 5-like. The transcript has 2 exons. The record is from RefSeq and is a predicted model, not a curated record. Bases 213 to 920 code for a protein of 235 amino acids. Lineage: Eukaryota; Viridiplantae; Streptophyta; Magnoliopsida; Malpighiales; Salicaceae.
AGGUGGACGUCCAUCCGAGGCGAAGGUCUUUUGUUUAAUUUCCACCUCCUUCUUGUUGCCCCCAAGUUCCAUUAUAAAACCGAGGACAAUUCCCAUAUGCGCAAUAACUUCAUAUUUGCAUAAUAUUGCAUUGGUCUCUUCACCUUCUGCAAUCCUUAGUUAUCAAAUACUGUAUAUUCUCUAAGUCUAAUCAAUUUAGAACAGAUCACACCAUGUCCAGGAUUCAUCCUUCUGAUCAGAGUAGAUGCCACGGCCAUUCGUUGUUGAAAGAUCACAACGACAGCAGGCGGCCACUUCAUGAUCAUGAUGAACAUCAUCCGUUAUUACCACCUCCGUCUGUGCUCACUGUAUGGAAGAGAUCCAGCAUGAGCUUCCAGGGUACAGACGGAUUCACCGUUUUUGAUCCGCACGGAACAUUAGUUUUCAGAGUUGAUAAUUAUUCCAGGAAGAAUGGUCAUGGUCUUGUACUCAUGGACGGAGUUGGCAAUGCCUUGCUUUCCUUGAAACCCAAGAAGCUAAGCAUGCAGUAUCAGUGGAAUGCUUACAUAGCAGAAGAUGGGUGCGAAAAGACCAGAGUAUUCUCAAUGAGGAGCCCAUCAGUGCUCUUCCACUCUGCUGGCCGCAAACAUGUUGCAGAGAUCUUCAUGGGAGCACAAUUAGGUCGUCACCAUCAAAACACGCCAAAUUUCAAGAUUGAGGGGUCGUUUAGAUCAAGGGAUUGCAAGAUCGUCAAGGCUUCUACUGGGGAAGUAGUGGCAAAGAUAUUCAGGAAGAGAGUGAACAACACUACGAUUUUACUGAGCGAUGAUGUGUUUAGCUUGGUGGUCCAGCCUGGUUUCGAUUCACACCUUAUCAUGGCCUUUGUAAUUGUAUUAGAUCGCAUCAGCAGCAAGCCUUUUUCUCCUGUUUUGUGUUCUUAAUGAAUUAAUUGAACCCAUCUUGUAAUUUCAUAUAUAUAUAAA